Messenger RNA from Neoarius graeffei (lesser salmon catfish), 1461 nucleotides. It is a transcript of the gene nagk, whose product is annotated as N-acetylglucosamine kinase. The transcript has 10 exons. Lineage: Eukaryota; Metazoa; Chordata; Actinopteri; Siluriformes; Ariidae. Gene Ontology annotation, molecular function: N-acetylglucosamine kinase activity. The record is from RefSeq and is a predicted model, not a curated record. The coding region runs from base 200 to 1084 and encodes 294 amino acids.
AAAACGUCAAAAUUAUUAAUACGUUUUAAAUUUCCUUUAACGCAAAUGACAGUAUUUAUGGGACGCUGUGUGUUGGGGUGGGACUCAUUCCAAAGCAGUGCUGCUGUCUGCGACAGGAGAGAUCCUUGCAGAGACAGAUGGACCCUGCACCAAUCACUGGCUGGUUGGUGUUGAUGAGUGUAUCAAGGGCAUUCACGAUAUGGUCCAAAAGGCAAAGAUCAGUGCAGGGUUGGAUCCUGACACACCCAUUUACUCUCUGGGCAUGUCGCUGAGUGGUGGAGAGCAGAAGCAUGCCAUUCAGAAACUGAUUGAUGAGAUGAUGGAAAGAUUUCCUAAACUAAGCCAGAGUUAUUACAUUACCACAGAUGCCAUUGGUGCCAUGGCAACAGCAAGUGACCACGGUGGUAUAGUCCUGAUAUCAGGAACUGGUUCAAACUGUAAGCUGGUGAACCCUGAUGGCACGCAGGUGGGCUGUGGAGGAUGGGGUCAUAUGAUGGGGGAUGAAGGAUCAGCAUUUUGGAUGUCUCAUCUUGCUGUAAAAGCAGUAUUUGAUGCCAAAGACAACCUGGUUACACCUCCACAUGAUAUCACCUAUGUUAAUAAAGCCAUGGAGGACUACUUCAAGGUGUCCAACCUGAUGGGCAUGCUUCCCCACCUGUACAGAAACUUCCAGAAAUCAUACUUUGCUGGCUUCUGUAGAAAACUAGCUGAAGGUGCUAAUGCAGGUGAUGCCUUCUGUAGAUACGUGUUUACCCAAGCUGGUAAAGUGCUAGCACAGCACGUUGUAGCAGUUCUUCCCAGCGUGCACCAGGAGCUGUUCUUGGGUGACCUUGGUCUGCCCAUUCUGUGUGUUGGAUCUGUAUGGUUAAGCUGGGAGCUGAUGAAGGACGGUUUCACUCAGGUUCUCUCCCAGGCCAGAUUAUCUGGUUCCAACCAUUUUCAGAAGUAUAGCCUUCUCACCCUGCGCCAGUCAUCUGCUGUAGGUGGUGCCAAGCUGGGAGCCCAGAAUGCAGGUGCCACCUUGCAGCUGGACUACUCCACUAGUGCCAGUGUGUUCUUCAGCCACAUGUUCACGGAGCAGUGAACAACACUAACGAGGACCAAUCAAGCUGGAAACACUGCUCUCUGAUUUUGAAGUGUUUGGCUCCAGUGCACUCCAGUAUAAUGGGAAAAAUACCUCAAUUUACUACUUACGAAUCUCCAGUGUGUUUCAAGUGAUCUGUAUACCUCAGAAUUAGGGUCAUUAAAUUAAAAAAAAAAAAACCACUUAAUUACUUAAUUUCCUUGAUCUGCUUAUUUUGAAUGUAAAAAUGAAUGCUGUUCUGAGAUCUGUCCCCCUGUGCAUUAAUUGUUUCACAAUGUAAAAUACUAAUUCUUAUGCAGUAUCUCAAUGUCUUUUCAUAAUAAGAAUUGCAACGCUAAGAGGCUUAAGACCUGAUUAAAAAUCUAAUUUCAGAAAAA